This is a messenger RNA of Suillus subaureus, 1452 nucleotides long. Its product is annotated as PrpF protein. The transcript has a single exon. The record is from RefSeq and is a predicted model, not a curated record. Bases 82 to 1272 code for a protein of 396 amino acids. NCBI's taxonomy places the organism in Eukaryota, Fungi, Basidiomycota, Agaricomycetes, Boletales, Suillaceae.
UAGGACCAAGUGUAGCCUUUAGAUUAGAUCUUUAAGCUUUAAGACUUAAUAGCCAAAGUCUCAGUGUCACGUCUUGUAGAUAUGCUGCCCUCCACCAUUCGUCUUUCGCCCAAGUCGCAUCACCUACAUAGGACAUUUACCACUCUCAACCCCAUCCCAGCCACCUUCCUCCGUGGAGGAACAUCGAAAGGCAUAUUCCUGAACAGGGCUCAUCUUCCGGAAGACCAAUCUCAAUGGGGCCCCAUUUUCCUAGGGAUUAUGGGCUCCCCGGACACAGCCAAUGGUCUCCAGAUCAAUGGCAUGGGCGGUGGUAUAUCAAGCCUGUCCAAAAUAUGUGUCGUUGGCUCAGCCUCUGUGGAACAGCAGGCGCAAGGCAUUGACGCCGAGUACACCUUUGUCCAAGUGGGAAUCCGUGAUACCACCGUCGACUUCUCUGGAAAUUGUGGAAACCUUUCCAGCAUGGUUGGUGUAUUCGCCAUGGAUGAAGGAUUUUGUUCCCGAGAUCCUUGCGCUCUAUCCGGAACCACCACUACCAUUCGAGCUCAUAACACGAAUACAAAUAAAACAAUUGAUACUACAUUUCCCGUGACCUUUGCUGGCGGUAGCCUACAGCCCAAACUAGACCUGCCACAGACCACAAUAGCAGGGGUCCCGGGAAAGGCUUCACAAAUCACCCUCGAAUUUAUCUCCCCAGCAGGUGCGCGCACUGGCAAACUACUUCCUACAGGGAAGCCACUUGACUCCGUGAACACGCACGACCAAGAAAUCCCAGUCUCCCUCGUCGACGCCACAAAUCCCACAGUGUUUGUAACACAUGCAGACUUAUGUCGCGUUCUUCGCCCCUCGUCCCUCAUUGAUUUUUCAGCCCCUAAUUCGCGGGAAUUGAUGGAGUAUAUCAGACGGGCAGGUGCGAUUAAGAUGGGCCUUGAUCCAAAUUCGCAAGCCCAGCCAAAAAUUGCAGUGCUGUCGCCGUCGUGUAACACAGAUCAUGACAUUGGUAUUCAUGUCUUCUCGAUGGGCAUCUUGCAUAAAGCCGUACCCAUGACAGUGGGUCUGUGUCUUGGUGUUGCUGCGAAAGUCGAGGGCACGUUAGCUUGGGAUUUGACUGAGUCAAUGCGUCUCGGGAAGGUGGAGGAUUGUGAGUUUGUCAGAAUCAAACAUCCGAGCGGCAUCGUAGAAGUGGGAGCAGAUUUUGGAGCAGAUAGUGAGGUUUUGAAAGCGAAAGUAGUUAGAACCGGAAGGAGAAUCAUGAAAGGGGUUGUCUGGUGGUAGAGCUAAAUAUUUAUAGGGAAGCUCACGCCUUAGGAGUUUACGAUCUUAUCCGUACUUAUGCUUGCGGUGUCCGCCCGUUUGCGAGUAUCGCACCUCUAUCACCCAGAUAUCUUGAUAUGUAAGGACCGAAUUGUACCAAGCAACUGCAAAAAGUGGUUCAGCUGAGGAUCGAACUCAGAA